UUUCAGGGGAGGUGCAUAAAUAAUAGGCCUACCCACACCGUUCAUCGGGAACUAACUGGCCCAUCGUUCUUCCCACACGCGUAUUGGGAAAUUAAUCGAUCGGUGUUGCGGGCUACUCGAUCGCCACAUGUACAUACAUGAUAUGAUGAGUUUGAAGCUAUUCAUUGACAGAAAGGCCGGGAAAGUCAUCUUUGCGGAGGAAGACAAAGCCUUCGUUGACUUCGUGGUCAACAUCCUCUCCCUCCCUCUUGCGGCGGUUUCCAAGCUUCUCAAAUACGAAACCGGCGGUGGAUCCUUCGGAAACCUCCACAAAAGCGUUGUAAACCUCAGUGACACUUGCCUUCAUCACACCAAAGCCAGGGGCCCCCUCUUGAAAGAAAUCAAUUCAUUACUAUCGAGCAAUACGCCUUUUCUCUUGACUGGUGACCUAGCUGUUUACUAGCACUAAAACUUACAUUUGUCAACAAGAGGGGUAUAAACCACACCCCUAUGGCGCAACUUACAGCGCCGAUGACCCGACGGCCCGUUGUCCCGGUUGCGGUAGGUUUAUUACCACCGAGGGGAAACCUACGGUUAUGGUCAACACAGUUGCCCUGACCGGAUAUUUGAAAGAGGCGUCGACGUAUAUGGUGACGGAUGAUGUUAGGCCCGGAUUAUUCCACAACGGUAGAAGCCCACAACCGCCGGUCUGAUGCUCACAUGAAGGGUAAUGCCUAAGCCCAGCUCGAACGAAGCCCGGAUGCACAAAUGGAAAGUGACAUCAACGCUUCUAGAACCAAGCUUAAAUGGAAAGUGAUGCACGUUGACUAAGGAAGCAAACAAAGAAAGUUGAUACACGGCUUUAGUGACUUAAUGAUAUAUACAUCCCCUUUCCUUUCUUAAAUAUUUAAAUAUUCUUACCAUGUAAUUUAAUGGAAAGUUAGGUUAGAGCCUUAGAACAUCUCCAAUGGUAAAAUGUGCACAGUGCACACGUGGCACGAGAAAUAGCCACAUAAAUAUUAGUAAAUAAAUUUUUUCUCUCCUUAUUUGAAUGAUUUUAUACAGUUUUGGUAAGUUUUUCUCCACAAUGUCAAGGAGACCGUCUAAAUGUUGACAUUGUUGUUGACAUUGCAGGGAAAAACUUACCAAAAUUGUAUAAAAUCAUUCAAAUAAGGAGAGAAAUAAUUUAUUUGUGAAUAUUUAUGUGGCUAUCACUCAUGCCACAUGCGCACCAUGCACAUUAUAGCAUUGGAGAUGCUCUUAGAUGCUAGGAUAAAUUCAAGCAUCUUGUGAAGAUCAAUACGCAUUAGAAACAGAGCUCACCAAUACUCUUGUAUUCACCACCAAACUCAUCAAUACAAUUUCGAUUAUUAGCUUAUUAUCUCUUUAAAUAAUUUCUUGCACGAUUCCCUUUUCGAUUAUUUGAUUGUUAGAAGAAAUUAUCAACACC
Cuscuta epithymum is the source of this 1429-nucleotide messenger RNA. Lineage: Eukaryota; Viridiplantae; Streptophyta; Magnoliopsida; Solanales; Convolvulaceae. The record is from the annotation of a GenBank genome assembly.